Messenger RNA from Hyphopichia burtonii NRRL Y-1933, 2251 nucleotides. RefSeq names its product alpha-mannosyltransferase. Lineage: Eukaryota; Fungi; Ascomycota; Pichiomycetes; Serinales; Debaryomycetaceae. Gene Ontology annotation, biological process: mannan biosynthetic process. The record is from RefSeq and is a predicted model, not a curated record. Gene Ontology annotation, cellular component: Golgi apparatus. Gene Ontology annotation, molecular function: alpha-1,2-mannosyltransferase activity. Bases 77 to 2251 code for a protein of 724 amino acids. The transcript has a single exon.
GUAUUCUUUAAUUUAGAGGUAUUCUUUACUUUAGGGUCUUCUUAAGUACUUAUUUUGUUCCAUCAUAAUACCCGUGAUGUCGCUAUAUCAUCGACUAGUGCAAAAAUCCCAUCUUGGUAUAAUUAUCGUUCUCAUUUUCGGGAAUAUACUCUUCUUCGGAUACUUUUAUACUUUAAAUUCAGAAAAAUCUUAUAUUUAUUCACCAUCUGGGGAAUCGGAGUAUUAUGUCUUACAGAACAAUUUGGUUUCCAAUGACCAGGAAUUGAGCAAGAUUGUUGAGUCCCAACAGUUGGGGAGUCUCAGUGAACAAGAGGUUAUCUCCAAAUUGUCCGAACGAUUGAAAGAUUCUGAACAAAGUAAGAAAAUAGCAGAAAAGAUUAAACAGCAAGUCUCUGAUGAGUAUAAAGAGAGAUACAUCGAGGAACUAAAAGCCCAAGUCGAUAAGGAUUACACCCAGCAAAUAUUUCGUCAACUGGAAAAAUCGUAUACUUUAUUCCAGGAGUUGAAAGCGAAAUUCUUAAUUGACCAUAGUAAGGAGAUAAAACAGUCUUUAAUCAAUGAUAUAUUGAAGGAUGCAAAUGAUGAUGGCGAUGGAAAGGCGUCCAAUCUCAAUUCUCUAAUAUCCAGUAAGGUCGAUAGCCAAAUUAAUAAGCAAAACUACUUGUCUUUUAUAUUCAAUGAUUUGAUAUUUGCUUUCAAACCGAAAACCGAAUCGAUUCCUAAAAUGCAAGAGGGUGAUUCGAUCGGUGGAAAUAUGUUUCGUGAAGUUUUGAAUCCAGGUUAUACUAAAGAAUUUUUAACUAAGGAAAGAGUAGAAUUGAAGGAUGAUGUUUUCAAAGAUUUACAAGAUAAUCAUGAUAAUUUGGUUAAAGCCUUGCAUAAUCUUGAUCCACCUUUACCCCAGUUUUAUAGUGGAGAUGGGAUUGUGAUUAAUGGUGGGGGUGUAUUCAUGACUGGUGCCAUCAUUACUUUGAUUCAACUACGUGAAUUAGGUUCAAAAUUACCGGUGGAAAUCAUCCUUAAUGAUAGCGAAGAUUAUGAUGAUCACAUCUGCAAAACACUAUUACCUAAAUAUAAUGCUGGGUGCAAGAUCAUACAGCAGGAACUUGGGGAUGAAUUGUACAGAAAACUCAAGUUAUCAAGUUUCCAGUUCAAAGUUGUCGGUUUAUUGGUUUCAAGUUUUGAUAACAUAAUUGCCCUUGACGCUGAUAACUUGCCUAUUAGAAACCCCGAUUACUUACUUUUUUCUGAACCUUUUCUUUCCUCCAAAUUCUUAUUAUGGCCAGAUAUUUGGCAUAAAGGUACUUCUCCUUUAUACUAUGAUAUUGCCCGUUUUAAAAUUAGUGGUCCCCCCACUAAAAGACAAGGUUUAAAAAAUGAUCAGGAUUAUGGAGAAUAUGUUAAAAAAAAUAUCGAUAAUGAAGUUUUCUUUCAUGAUUUACAAGGUACUCCUCCUGGUAUUGGGGCAGAAACUGGUCAAUUGGUUUUUUCUAAAAAAGAACAUUUCCGUAGUUUUGUUUUAUCAUUAUAUUAUAAUAUUUAUGGUAAAUCCCAUUAUUACCGUUUAUUAUUUCAAGGUACUUUUGGAAGUGGUGAUCGUGGAACUUUUAUACCAGCCUUACACGUUAUGAAUGAACCUUAUCAUCUUAAUAAUUACCAUGUCUGGUUUGCUGGUUAUGAAGAGAAAUACAUGAAAAGUGGUAAGGUAAACUCUCGAUUAGAAGAAAGUACAAUGGUUCAACAUGAUCCAAAGACUUCAAUCAAGUUUUAUGAAGAUUGGGAAAAAUGGCUCAAGGGGAAAAACAUGGACAUUAGACUCUAUCCAUUUCAAGAUAACGAUUACACAAGAGAUUUGUUUCAAUCAUUUUUGGAUGAUAUGAAAAAUUCAAAUAAUGGUCAAGAUUAUAAACUACCCGAGGUCUUGUUUUUGCAUGUACAUAAACCAAAAAUCAACCCAGUAAGAAACUUGUCCCCUAAAUAUAAGUUUCAAUUUAAAGAAAAAGUUUAUACUCAAAGAUUUUUAGGAGAGUCCGGGAAAUAUAAUAAAGAGUUCGAUUCAAAUGAAGAUUGGGAAUUAAAAUUCAAUUCAAUUGCAAAAUGGGUUGUUUGUGAUGCACUCGAUAGUAAACGAUUCUGGAACGAUAUUGCUAAUCUAAAUCAAAAGGAUGUUUGCAAAAAGAUUAGUCUGUUUGUUGAAUUUUUAAAACGAGAUUCAACCAACAAAGAUUCAGCUAAAUUAACUUCUGUGUAA